This is a messenger RNA of Geodia barretti, 347 nucleotides long. The record is from the annotation of a GenBank genome assembly. Lineage: Eukaryota; Metazoa; Porifera; Demospongiae; Tetractinellida; Geodiidae.
UAUAUUACAUAUAAUAGAUGAGAUAACCAAUACAGCAGCUUUUAAGCUACGGCCUAUAUACAUGAUUCAACUCUGUCGUGUGAGACUGAAACACAUGCAACUUCAAAUGUAUGGGUGCACGCAACAUGUUGAACACAAUUAGCAUGGUCUAUCAUACCCAUACAGUUGCAUCUCAUACAACAAGAUUAUAUCGUGCAUGUGGCGUAUACAAAUUCACAGAAUGCACACCCAUACAGUUGCAUCUCACACAACAAGAUUGUGUAUAUCAUGGCGCUUAUCAAAUCACAGAAUGUACACACAUACGUAAUGCAUACAGACCUGUACAGCCUCUGUCUGGGUCACUGGUG